Gadus macrocephalus (Pacific cod) is the source of this 963-nucleotide messenger RNA. Its product is annotated as trypsin. Lineage: Eukaryota; Metazoa; Chordata; Actinopteri; Gadiformes; Gadidae. Gene Ontology annotation, molecular function: serine-type endopeptidase activity. The record is from RefSeq and is a predicted model, not a curated record. Bases 154 to 921 code for a protein of 255 amino acids. The transcript is spliced from 5 exons. Gene Ontology annotation, biological process: proteolysis.
UGACCAUGGAAACGGAAAUAGGAACUUUGAGAAACCCGAGAGUGCAGGUGAGAUCUAGCCCUUAGGAUUAGACCGCUGGUCGUGCUCAGGGGAACACUCUCUCCCUCUCACCCUGCGACACGGCAGUGUGCCGCCGACCCCCGUCGCCUCGCCAUGGACCUGUCUUCUCUCCUACUGUGUGGGCUGGCCGUCAGCUGCCAUGCUCAGAUGGAAGGUCGGAUAGUGGGCGGCUACGUCCCAACUCAGAACUUCAUCAAGUACAUUGUCUCCAUCCAGACGACCCGGGGGCGUCACUUUUGCGGCGGGUCGCUGGUCAACAAAUACUGGGUGCUCACAGCAGCCCACUGUGAUGUUGGGGCAGAUAACAUGUUGAUAGUGGCGGGAGAUUACUCCCUGUCCAUGUACGAGGGGACAGAGCAGUUCAACAUACCCCAGCUGUUGAUACCACACCCUGACUACAUCGGCGAGAACAACAACGACAUAAUGCUCAUAAAGUUGAAGGCGCCCGUGAACCUCAACAGCUACGUGGCCAUCGUCCCUCUGCCCAUGCAGGGCUCCAGCGUGGCGGAUGGCCGGUUGUGCCGCGUGUCGGGCUGGGGCUUCACAGGCUCCGAGCUCCCCUCCAUCCUCAGGACCGUCAAGCUGCCCAUGGUGUCGCUGGAGAGGUGUAACGGCAGCACCUCUUACGGGGGCAACAUCACGGACAACAUGAUAUGCGCCGGGUUAAGCUCUGGCGGGAAGGAUGCCUGUAAGGGAGACUCCGGGGGUCCCCUGGUGUGUGAAGGCAGGCUGUAUGGCGUUGUUUCCUGGGGUAAUGGCUGUGCCCAGGCCGAGUUUCCUGGAGUCUACACCGCCGUGGCCAAAUACCGCAGAUGGAUAGACCGCACCAUCUUCAACUACUACAGCAGAUGCAAGUAUUAGUAACUGUACAUUUGAUCAGGAACUUAUAGCAGUUAAGGACAU